AUGAAGAAGAGGGACAACAUUGAUAUGGAAUCUGUUACCACAGCAACUAAACCUAAACCCUCAAGGAAAGCCAAAACAGUGACUACCUUUGACAUGCUGGCAGCUUUAGAAGAUGACAACGACAUGCUUCAGUUCAGUCAGAAGCGUCAACAAGUAAGAAAAGGAAAAAAAAAGAAAGAGAAGAGCAAGAAGGCUGCAACAGAAGACGAAGACAUUGAGGCUAUAUUGGCAGCUCUGGAACAGCCAAAGGAAAAAACAAGUAAGAAGAGUAAGAAAGAGAAAAAACAGGCAGAGAUGGAGGAGGCUGAAAAUCAAACCGAGGAGCAGGUAGUCACAGAAGGCGGUGUGACAGAACCGACAGAGCCCAAGGUGGUCACCAUGGAGGAUUUAGAUGAUGAUGAAGACACGAAGAAAAGGAAAAAGAAAGGGAAGAAAAAGGAAAAGAAAGAAACUGCUGAGGAUGAAGUAGAGGAAGGUGAGGGUGAAGAAGGCGAACACACUGUCAAAACAGCCGCACAAAAGAAGAAAGAAAAAAAAGAAAGGGAAAAGAAGAAAAAAGAGCAGCAACGCCUACAGGGCAAGAAGAAAGAGGGCACACCAGCGUCUGACACAACAGAGGAAACCAAAAUGGAGGAAGCAGUUCCUGAUGCAGAAGAAGGUGUUGAGAAAGAUAAUGAUGAAGAGAAAGCUGAUGGGAAAAGUAAAAAGAAGGGGAAAGAAGAGAAAGAUACCAAGAAAAAAGGACCUUCAAAACAGAUUGCUGCGCUGAAGGAGCAUCUUAAGAAAGUGAAGGAGGAUGAAGAGAGGAUGAGACUAGAGGAGGAGGAGAAGGAGAGGAAACGAGAAGAGGCGAGGCUUCAGCGUGAAGAACAGAAACGACUAGAAGAAGAGCGGAAAUUAAAAAAGAAACAGAAGGAAAAGGAGAGGGUGGAGAGGUUAAAAGCAGAAGGAAAGUUCCUCACAGCUAAACAAAAACAGGACAAAAAACGAGCCCUGCAGAUGUUAGAACUGAUGAAGGCUCAAGGUCUGGACAUUCCAAACAAAGAUGAGGUGCCAAAAAAGAGGCCAGUUUAUAAUAAAAAGAAGAAGUCAACCCAAAGACAAGGAUCUCAAGAGGAGCCAGAGAAGUCUCCCUCUCCUGUUGAUGAGGAAGAAAAGGAGUCUAGUCCAGAGACGCCAACAGGCGAGGAAGACAAAGCGCUUACUGUGGAGCUGACGGUCAAUGAAGAGGUGAAGAAAGAGGUGGAGGAAGAGGUGAAGGACUCUUGGGACAUCAGUGACGAUGAGGGUGAACAAGAAGAUGAUGCCAUGGAAGUCCAACCUACAAAGACGUCCAAAAAGACAGCAGUAUCUAUCAAAGCCCAGGAGAAGUCCAAACCAGUGGAGAAAGAGGAUGAGGAAUCUGAUGAAGAAAGCGAAACAGAUGAAGACGACGAAGAUGAGGAGGAGGAGGAAGAAUCCAGUGAGGAGUCCAGUGAAGAAAGCAGCGAUGAUGACAUGGACGUAAUAGAACGGGCCAGAAUAAAGAUUGAGAAACGCAAGGAAGCAGCCGAGAAAAAGCGUACUACCGAUAAUUUGAGAGCCCCCGUUGUUUGUGUAUUAGGUCAUGUGGACACGGGAAAGACUAAAAUUCUGGACAAGUUAAGAAGAACUAACGUGCAGGAUGGAGAAGCAGGGGGGAUAACUCAGCAAAUUGGUGCCACAAAUGUCCCUAAAGAAGCUAUUCAGGACAAAACCACGAUGUGUAAAGAGUUCCAUAAGUCUGAGCUGAAGUUACCGGGCUUGCUCAUCAUAGAUACACCUGGCCACGAGUCUUUCAGUAACCUCAGAAGCCGUGGCUCCUCUCUCUGUGAUAUCGCUAUCCUGGUCGUGGACAUCAUGCAUGGCCUGGAACCUCAGACAAUAGAAUCUAUCAACUUAUUAAAGUCACGGAAAACGCCUUUUGUUGUUGCAUUGAAUAAGAUUGACCGACUAUAUCAGUGGAAACCAAAUCCUAACUCUGAUGUUGUGAAUACACUGAAGAAACAACAUCCAAAUACAAAAUUAGAAUUUGAUGAGAGAACAAGAGAAAUCAUUGUGCAGUUUGCGGAGCAGAGCUUGAAUGCGGCCUUGUUCCAUGAAAACCGUAACCUACGAGAAUACGUGUCCUUAGUGCCGACAUCUGCACACAGUGGGGACGGCAUGGGCAACUUGGUUGCUCUUAUCUGUGAAUUGUCUCAAGAUCUCUUAGCCAAGCGGGUGUCCUACAGCGAAGAACUCCAGGCAACUGUCAUGGAAGUUAAAGCCAUCCAUGGCCUUGGUACAACUAUAGAUGUUAUAUUGGUCAAUGGAAGAAUUCGGGAGGGGGAGACUAUUGUGACGGCGGGAACUGACGGACCAAUCGUAACACAGAUCAGAGGGCUUCUUAUGCCGCAGCCAAUGAAGGAGCUCAGAGUCAAAAACCAGUAUGAGAAACAUAAAGAAGUGGUUGCAGCUCAGGGUGUGAAGUUGAUUGCCAAAGAUUUGGAGAAGGCUCUUGCCGGUUUACCCCUUUAUGUAGCUCAUGAUUCUGAUGAAGUGGAGUUCUACAAGGCUGAGGUAUCACGUGUGUUCAAGGAUGUCCUCAGUUCCAUCAAGCUCCAGGAGAGAGGUGUGUUUGUCCAGGCAUCCACACUUGGCUCUCUCGAGGCUCUGUUGGAAUUCCUCAGGACAUCAAAGAUUCCUUAUGCUGGUAUAGGAAUUGGUCCAGUUCACAAGAAGGAUAUAAUGAAAGCAUCUAUAAUGUUGGAACAUGAUAACCAGUAUGCUGUGAUUCUAGCCUUUGACGUGAAGGUAGAGAGGGAAGCCCAGGAACUGGCGGACAGUCUUGGUGUGAGGAUAUUCUCUGCUGACAUUAUCUACCAUUUGUUUGAUAAAUUCAUGGCCUACAGAGAUGAACUUAAGAAGAAGAAACAAGAGGAGUUCAAACACAUAGCAGUCUUCCCAUGUAAAUUACGUAUACUUCCUCAGUACAUCUUCAACACUCGUGACCCUAUUGUUGUGGGUGUGAUCGUAGAAGCAGGCUUCGUGAAGGAGGGUACACCUCUGUGUGUCCCCAGUAAAGAGUUUGUGGAGAUUGGUCGUGUGGCAAGUGUGGAGUUUAACCACAAGCAGAUUGACUGCGCUCGAAAAGGACAGGAAGUCUGUGUGAAGAUAGAACCUAUUCCAGGAGAGACUCCCAAACUGUAUGGCCGCCAUUUUGAUGCUACAGAUCUGCUAGUCAGCAAAAUAACACGUCAGUCUAUCGAUGUUGUGAAGGAGUACUUCAGAGAUGAGAUGUCAAAACCUGACUGGCAGCUUAUCAUGGAACUGAAGAAAAUGUUCCAGAUAAUUUAAUGCUCUAUUUUUUUGAAUGAAGAUUUGUGCUUACUGACUUCAUGCACUUUUGUGCUAUGUUCCUGCAGAUAAAUUAGAUUGUAAAUUAUUGUGUGAGGUCAAGAGGUCAUAGAUCAUGUAAAUUAUAUCCUGAAAAUGAGGUCCUGAAAAUGGAGCAAAGAGAAAUUGACUCCAUUAAGACAAGACAAACCAUCAGUCUGCGCUAUCUAUUCAUACUUGUUUGAGAUAAAUAGAUAAUCUUCAUACAAAAAAAAAGUUAAAACUUAACAUCAUGCAGGGUUUGUCAGAGAUGUCCAAAAAUUCAAGGUUUUUGUAUAAAAAAAUUUUAUCAGAACAUUGUUCAUGGUUAUACAUGUUAAUUCCUGGCACAGUCACACAGUUCAACAGUUUUUAGAAGUUGGAUUAAAUUGCGUUAAGUAAUCAGCCCUUUUUAUCUGACACAUUGUUGUGUUAGUGCACUUGGUUGUUUGUAGGCAAUCAUGAACCCAUUUAGAGGUUUGCUACUCUCCUUAAUAACUUUAUUAAACUAUUUUCCAUGUAAUGUUUUGAGAGCUGUUAUGUUGAAGUACACACUGUGUACUGUCGUGGACUGUAACUGUGUCCUUAGCUAAUUAGGUUGCCACUAUAUAACACAUAUACAGUUGUAAUAAAAUAUGUGGACAUGUAUGUUUAAGAAUGACCACUGUGAUAAUGUGUUGCUCUUUCUGAAACAUAAAGAAUUUCUCCGUUUUAGAGAGACUGUGGAAUGACAAGAUCGUUUGCCUAACCCUCCCAAGUACAUGGUAUUUUUUCUUCUUAAUUUUUCCAUGAUUACUCUGCUGAAGAUGUGACACCAACCUUUCUCAUUAAUUUUGCGCCAGUCUUAGUUAUUUGGAGAUAAUUUUUUUAAGAAGUGUAACUUUUACAGAGAAAGCUUGGUUCAAAAGAGCAGUGACCAGAGUAUGCCGGGUUGGCUAUGCUCAUAACUGAUGAACUGACCAUCAGUUAUGACUUUCCAAAGUGAUCAAGACUCAUCAGUGCUUAUUUAUUGAUGAAACGAGUCUGUUAUUCAUCCCAUUUUAUUUUAAGUCGAAGAGUUCUUGUCUGGAUCAGAUAGUCAAAACUACUGCACCUGACCUGUUGUUAACCCAACGAAGCGAAACUAUUAUGUUGGAGCUGUAAUAAUGUAAAACUGUCAUGUACUGUUUGUAAGUAAGCUAAAUGUUGCAUUUGCAUGCAAAUGUCAUUAUAGUCAGGGCUGCUGCUUCCCGUGCACUGUGAGUUAAAGUCCAGCUCAUGCUGUUUUCCUCUCUGGCCAGAAGGUCUGCCAGCAACCUGUGGAUGGUUGUGGGUUUCCUGGGCUCGGCCCAGUGUCCACCCAUCAUAAUGCUGGUCGCCGUCGUAUAAGUGAAAUAUUCUUGAGUACGACGUAAAACACCAAUCAGAUUAAUAAAUUCCAGUGCAUUGUUGAAAAUGUGUUCAUGGUGGCUUCUUGUGGCUUCUCUUUGUUAUGCAUAACUUAAUUGUAGUUAACAAUUUUUGUGAGAUUUAAAUCACUACAGUCAAUGGUUUGUAUAUACAUGCUGUUUUAAGGUUAGCUGUUCAUACAGGUGCGUGAAAUGGUUGGUAACAUUCGUUGGUCACUGGCAACAUAAUGUGUUAAAAACUUUUACUGAAUCCAAGAGGUGUUUGUGUACGUUCUAUUUUUGUGAAAUGAGAAAAGUGGAGUUGUGUUAAUUAAAUUGUACAGGACUGAUGGGCUGCCAAAUAUCAAUUUGGUAUCAGUUCAGGAAAGUAUCUGGUGACACUUGUCUCAUUUGUACAAGAGUAAAUUGUAAGUAAUUCAGGUACAGAUUGUAACAUACAACUUGUGGGACAUGUCUAGAUGUGUGAUUCACAGCUCAGAUGUAGGACGUGUCUAGAUGUGUGAUUCGCAGCUCAGAUGUGGGAUAUGCCCAGAUGUGUGAUUCACAGUUCAAAUGUGGGACGUGUGGUUCACCGUGUCAAUGUUGGCUAUGUUCAGAUGUGUUGUCCACAGUUCAGAUGUGUAGUAUAUCCAAAUGGCCAUAUGUGUUAUUCACAGUCCAGAUGUGUUGCAUGGUCAUAUGUGUGAUUCAUAGUCCAGAUGUGUUGCAUGGUCAUAUGUGUGAUUCAUAGUCCAGAUGUGUUGCAUGGUCAUAUGUGUGAUUCACAGUCCAGAUGUGUUGCAUGGUCAUAUGUGUGAUUCACAGUCCAGAUGUGUUGCAUGAUCAUAUGUGUGAUUCAAAGUUUAGAUGUUUUGCAUGGUCAUAUAUGCAAUUCUCAAUACAGAUGUGCUGCAAGUCAAUUUAUGUGAUUCACAGACCAGAUGUGCUACAUGUCAAUUUAUGUGAUUCACAGUCCAGAUGUGCUACAAGUCAGUUUGUGUGAUUCGCAGUCCAGAUGUGCUACAAGUCAAUUUAUGUGAUUCACAGCCCAGAUGUGUUGCAAUUCUGUAUGUAUGAUUCACAGUCCAGAAGAGUUUUAUGCCCAUAUGUAUGAUUAGAAGUGCAGAUGUGAGGCAUGUCCAUAUGUCUUAUUCAGAGUCCAGAUGUGUUGCAAUUCCGAAUGUGUGAUUCACAGUCCGGAAGAGUUUCGUUUCCAUAUGUAUGAUUAGCAAUGCAGAUUUGCGGCAUGUCCAAAUGUGUUAUUCACAGUCCAGAUGUGUUGCAAUUCUGUAUGUGUGAUUCACAGUCCAGAUGUGUUGCAAUUCCGUAUGCAUGAUCCACAGUCCAGAUGUGAUUCAUGUCCAUAUAUGUGAUUCACAGUAUGGAUGUGUUGCAUUCCAAUUUAUGUGAUUCUUAGACCUGAUGUGUUGAAUGUUUAAAUGUGAGAUUCACAGUGUGGAUGUGUUGCAGUCCCAUUUGUGUGAUUCUUAGACCUGAUGUGUUGCAUGGUUAAAUGUGACAUUCACAGUAUAGAUGUGUUGCAUUCCCAUUUGUGUGAUUCUUAGGCCUGAUGUGUUGCAUGUUUGAAUGUGUGAUUUACAGUAUGGAUGUUUUGCAUUCCCAGCUGUGUGACUCUUAGGCCUGAUGUGUUGCAUGGUUAAAUGUGACAUUCACAGUAUAGAUGUGUUGCAGUCCCAUUUGUGUGAUUCUUAGACCUGAUGUGUUGUUGCAUGUUUAAAUGUGUGAUUCACAGUAUGGAUGUGUUGCAUUCCCAUUUGUAUGACUCUUAGGCCUGAUGUGUUGCAAUGUGUGAUUCAUAGUGGAGAUGGUGCUGCAUUCCCAGCUGUGUGAUUAAGAGUGCAGAUGUGUUACAUAUGUCCAUGUGUGGGAUUCACAGUCCAGAUGUUUUGCAUGUCCAGAUGUGUUGUCCACAGUACGGAUAUGUAGGUUUAUUCUGACGUUUGAUUCAAAUUGUGGAUGUAAACGCCCAAAUGUCUAAUUCACAGUGUGUAUGGUGGGUGGUUAGCAUUACAGGUGUGCCGUAUAUCCAGAUGUUUGUUACAGUACAAAUGUGUGACAUACGCAGAUGUGUAAUUCACAGUCUGUGAUUAACAUAACCUGAACUAGCCUUAUUAAGGGGAUUUAGUGUUGGUUUAUACAGCGGUUUGGACCAUGGCCAGGGCUUACAGGCCUCGGACUACUCUCAUUGAUAACUAAUCUCCUUCAUGACCCAUGCACAGUUUAAGUGGUUGUAAUUACAGGACGUACGUCCCUUGUGAAUAAUAACUUGACACGAGCAGCACAAUAACUGUUCUAGCCACAAUUUGUAAGCCUUAAAUCUGCGGCCGGCAUUUACCGCCAAAGGUCAACAUUUAUAGGCCACAGUGGUCGUGUGCCAAACACGGGCAAGGGAAAUGGUAGGUAAGAAGUUCAUGUGAUUGACGAGUACUCCAGCUGAGUGUAUCAAGUUCCAUUACCUGCCACCUGUAACUUUUCAAAAGACUCCAAUUGCUAACAGAUUCUGUUUAUAGAAAAAAAUGUUCUUUGAUUUCAUUUCCCUCGAAAACAUCUAAUAUGGACAACAGUUGUGUAACAAGCCGUGCAUGUAUUUUAUGAAGGUUUCUGAAAUUAACUGUACAUACGUUUCCGGCGCGGCAAACAUGAACGGUUAUACCGUAUCCGGACCACUUACUAAUUGUAUUCCAUAGUUAAUAAUAAUAAUCUGUUAAAUUUAACACAAAGUCUUUUGUCUGAGAGCUGCUGGAAUGAAUUUUUUUGAUUCAGCAGAUUAUUCCUUUAAAUUUGGAAAACCUGUUUUAUUAUUUUAAAAUAAAGAUUGUGUUAGAAUACAAGGUAUUAUGCUGAAUAGGACACAUUGCUUGGUUAUAACAACAAAACACAUUCUAGCAUUAACUCAAGACAGCAGAUUUUCGUUGAAUGAAAAUUGUAUGUAAGAAAUUAGCUCUUGUGUGGAUUUGUAGUUGCUGUGUACAAAAAAGUGCAGAAUCAUUUGUAAAUAGUUCUGAAAUUUAAAAUAAAAAAGAUCAUCAUCUGCGAUUAAUGUAAACGAGUGUGCAUGUCCCAGAUCGCUGUGGGCGCGGCUCCCUCUGUAACAUUGUAUAAAAUGCCUUAUUUUCGGAAUCUGGGUCCUUGUUCAUAUCUUGUUGAAUGAAAGAAAUAAAAGGGCUGUAUGGCAUAACAGAUUUCUCUAGUGUUAUACAUGUUUAUUUGAUUCAUUCCU
Messenger RNA from Liolophura sinensis, 7980 nucleotides. RefSeq names its product eukaryotic translation initiation factor 5B-like. The transcript has 21 exons. The record is from RefSeq and is a predicted model, not a curated record. Bases 1 to 3354 code for a protein of 1117 amino acids. Gene Ontology annotation, cellular component: cytoplasm; mitochondrion. NCBI's taxonomy places the organism in Eukaryota, Metazoa, Mollusca, Polyplacophora, Chitonida, Chitonidae. Gene Ontology annotation, biological process: translational initiation. Gene Ontology annotation, molecular function: GTPase activity; translation initiation factor activity; GTP binding.